This is a messenger RNA of Zea mays, 1418 nucleotides long. Its product is annotated as sphingolipid delta(4)-desaturase DES1-like. Gene Ontology annotation, molecular function: sphingolipid delta-4 desaturase activity. The coding region runs from base 288 to 1265 and encodes 325 amino acids. The record is from RefSeq and is a predicted model, not a curated record. NCBI's taxonomy places the organism in Eukaryota, Viridiplantae, Streptophyta, Magnoliopsida, Poales, Poaceae. The transcript is spliced from 2 exons. Gene Ontology annotation, cellular component: membrane. Gene Ontology annotation, biological process: ceramide biosynthetic process.
CUCUGCACGUUCAUGUUCGUCGUCACCUCCGGAUUCCCCGAAAUAGACAAAUUCGCCCACACCACACCCUCCGCCGCUGCACGCCUCCACGCCUCGCCCACCCAUAGGCCAUAGCCGGUAGAUACUUUCAUCAAAGAUAGCACACAGGAUUCGCCCCGCCGGUUCGCGUGAAAAGGAGCCGACGAAUCCACCUACCCGCAUUCGGGCUCCAGCGCCACCCCGUGCCAUCGGGCUGCGUCCGCUAACGACCGCCCGUUCGCGCAGGGCCCAGGGUGUGGGAGGGAGCAAUGGUCGCUGGGAUGGAGGCGGAGGAAGGGGUGAUGGCGACGGACUUCUUCUGGUCGUACACGGACGAGCCGCACGCGUCGCGCCGCCGGGAGAUCCUGGCCAAGUACCCGCAGAUCAAGGAGCUCUUCGGCCCGGAUCCGUGGGCCUUCCUCAAGAUUGGUUUGGUCGUGUCGCUUCAGCUAUGGACUGCUACAUUCCUCCGUGACGCCAGCUGGCUGAAGCUACUGACGGUGUCCUACUUCUUCGGGUCGUUUCUAAACCACAACCUGUUCCUGGCCAUCCACGAGCUGAGCCACAACCUUGCCUUCGCGACCCCAUCCCUGAACCGCUGGCUGGGCAUCUUCGCGAACCUCCCCAUCGGUGUGCCCAUGUCCAUCACGUUCCAGAAGUACCACCUGGAGCACCACCGGUUCCAGGGCGUGGACGGCGUGGACAUGGACAUCCCGAGCCAGGCGGAGGCGCGCGCCGUGAGGAGCGCCGCCGGCAAGUCCGCGUGGGUCGUGCUCCAGCUCUUCUUCUACGCUCUGCGGCCGCUGUUCCUGAAGCCGAAGCCUCCGGGCCUGUGGGAGCUGACCAACCUGGCGGCCCAGGUCGGCCUCGACGCCGGGCUCGUGUACCUGUGCGGCUGGAGGUCGCUGGCCUACCUUGUCCUCUCCACGUUCGUCGGCGGCGGCAUGCACCCCAUGGCGGGCCACUUCAUCUCGGAGCACUACGUGUUCAGCCCCGAGCAGGAGACCUACUCGUACUACGGGCCCCUGAACCUGGUGGCGUGGCACGUGGGGUACCACAACGAGCACCACGACUUCCCCAGGAUCCCGGGCACCCGGCUGCACAGGGUGAAGGAGAUGGCGCCGGAGUACUACGACGGCCUCGAGUCGUACAGGUCCUGGAGCCAGGUCAUUUACAUGUACAUCAUGGACCGGACGGUCGGCCCGUUCAGCCGGAUGAAGAGGAAGGCGCAGAAGAAAGACUCGUAGUCGCCGUGUGCUCAAUUUGUUUUUUUUUUGGUCGCGUGUGAUGUGAACUCAUGUUUGGUGUAAGCAUUUCGAUUCGUCGGAACAGCUUGUUUGUGAUAUCAAUGGCUCGUUUUUUCGUGCUGGAUCCACCGUGCCCAGCACGAGCUGUCAAAA